Molecule: messenger RNA, 2278 nt
Organism: Chelmon rostratus (copperband butterflyfish)
Lineage: Eukaryota; Metazoa; Chordata; Actinopteri; Chaetodontiformes; Chaetodontidae
Product: zinc finger protein 397-like
Exons: 2
Coding region: 99-1127 (342 amino acids)
Biological process (GO): regulation of transcription by RNA polymerase II
Molecular function (GO): DNA-binding transcription factor activity; RNA polymerase II cis-regulatory region sequence-specific DNA binding
Source: RefSeq, a predicted model, not a curated record
UGUGCUAUUAGCGUUAGCUCUACAGAUGUGUUGAAGAAGCUGGAAGGCGAUACUGUACUUUUAGGGUAGGUAGUUAUUACAGUUCUAAUUAAGCAACAAUGUCUUCAGUUCAUUACUUGAGAGAGUUUGUCAACGAGCGACUAACUGCUGCUGCUGAGGAAAUAUUCAGAGUUUUUGAAAUAACUAUCGUCGAGUAUAAAGAAGAGAUCGAUCGUCAGCGCAGACUGCUGGACAUCGUCUUGAAACCUGAAAUCAAGUUACACAGGAUAGAGCUCCUACAGCAACAUGUCAGUACGGAGGAGGAGGUUCUCUCAGACCAGCAGCUCUGUGACCAGGAGAGGGACCCCAGUCUGGACCAUGAAGACGUAGAGCUGUUAAUUAAGAAGGAGGAGGAUGUUCUCUCAGACCAGCAGCAUUGUGACCAUGAGAGGUACUCCAGUCUGGACCAAGGGGAGCCAGAACCUCCACAGAUUAAAGAGGAACAGGAGGAACUGUACACCAGUCAGGGGGGAGUGCAGCUUGUAUUGAAGCAGGAGACUGAUGCCUUUAUGCUGAGUCCUGCUUAUGAGGACAAUGAUCACCGGUUCCUCUCUAAUAACUCUGAUGUAGCUGAGAGUCAAGACCAGAAAAGUGAAAGUCACAGUUUUUGUGUGUACAAACCUAACUUGUCAAAGAUUCAUCGUAAUACUCACACAGGUAGAGAGUCUUUCAAAUGUGACAUUUGUGGAAUAGAUUGUAAGUGUAAGUCAAAAUUGAAUAUUCACAUGAGAAUCCACACAGGUGAGAAGCCAUAUUCCUGCAGCACCUGUGGGAAAAGAUUCAAUCAGACAUCAGGAUUGAAUACUCAUAGUAGAGUCCAUACAGGUGAGAGACCAUAUUCUUGUAACACUUGUGGGAAAAGAUUCAAUCAGACAUCAGUCUUGAAAGCUCACAUAAGAAUCCACACAGGUGAGAAGCCGUAUCCUUGCAUGACAUGUGGGAGAGCCUUCAGGUAUAGUGGUGACUUAACGGUCCACAUGAGAAGAGCCCACACUGGUGAGAAGCCGUACAACUGCAACAAAUGUGGGAAAAGAUUCUCUGGAAUAUUUGAAUUUUCCAGACAUAUAAAAGUGCAUACAGAGAAGUAGUCUUUCGUUUGAACACACUCAAGCGAGAACCCACAUAAAGGCAGCUCUUGCGGUAGACAGUUCACCCAAUUCUUAAACACUAACAACGCUUCACCCACUUAAAUGACUGCGCUUUUGUAAUAGCAACGUCUUUGUAAUUGUAUAUGAAGCAUUUUUCAUAAAAACCAGGUCACAAUACAUCAUUGUAAUGAAGUAGUAUAUUGUUCAGAAUGUCUUCAAGUUUUGUUGAACUAACCAUGUUUUUUUCCCUUAAUAUCACGAGAUAGUUCAUAUUUAUGUUAGCAGGAAUAUGUUUUGGAAACAAUCAUACUCUUUCAAAUCUUUGAAAAUCUAUGUUACACAGUGAAUGCAUAUAUGAGCUGAUAUGAGAGAAACCCUCUGAAAGUGUUGUUGGGUCACUUAUGUUGUCAUCCUGCCAACUUUCGUCUUUUUUUGUCUCUGCAGCGAGUCUUUUGAUUUCACACUUUAAUGUAUUUUCUGAUUGGUUCAGCUUGAUAUAGUUUUUGUUGUUUUUGGUUUUAGAAGUGAUGCACAAACACAAAGUGAAGAUGAUGUGCUACAUGGCGUUCUUAAAGAGGUUUGUUGUCUAUGAAAAUAUUUGCAGAAUGUUCCUAACUUGGAUUGAAGGAUUACAUUAUCUGCAAGCAGGAUCAACCCAGGUGUUAGUUGUGCAUAACAUAAUUAGUACCUAAUUGAAAAUGGGUCACAAUAUGCUGUUGUAUGUACAUGUAUUCUCACAAUAAAGCUAGAAAUAGAAAGAAAGAAAGAAAGUGGUGUUUUAACCAGCUGGAGGUUCAGUGAAAGUGUGACUUGAUAGCGUUUGGUAUUUGAUCCUUGGAGCUGCCUCAUACAUAUACAGUGAUGGAAUAUAACUGCAUUUACUCAAUCACUAUACUUGUGUACAACAUUGAUUGUCCUCAGAUAACCAUGACUGGAUAUAAGUUAUACAGAAAUAUGAGUUUUAAAAGACUUUAAAGGAAAAACAAUCAGAUUUUGAGGUGUUUGUUCUUACAUUUUCAUUUUGGCACAUCAACUACAUAUAUUUUGUUGCACGAUACACACACUUCUACUUUUAGUCCAUUUUACAUGACAAUAUACUAGUCAGGUCACUCAAUGUUAUUCUCCUAAAUAAAGGUACACGUUUACACACA